AAACAGGUUUCGAAUCAAGAUCUCCAUUCGAUAUAAAGAAUGCCUCGAAGACAUCGAAAGAAAUAGUCAUCAAGAGAAGUUAGAGCAAAGAGAAAUUAGAAUUACCGGAAAGAAAAAUCGAACGCAAUGCUGAUGGAUUCUUCGUCCAAAAGCUAUCGGGAUUUUGAGCCUCUAAUCGAUUGCCUUCAUUAUCCCGAGUCUCAUCUUCUACUCAUCCACCUCUUAGGUUUUACACGCAACGGUCUGAAAGUUCGGGUGACAUUCCCCGACAAGUUGAGGACCUCCGGCGAACGGAGGCUCACCGAUCAGGUGACAUCCACCAGCAAGUUGAGGAUCUACGGUGAACGGAGGCUCACCAGCGGGAAGUGGCUCCGAUUCCUCAAGGUAAUCAAUAUCCCAGAAGAUGCUGAUACUAACAAGAUCUCUGCCAAGUUGGAGAAAGGCAUCCUCUACGUGACGCAGCCCAGAAAAACCUCCGCCGUCUCUUCCAACAACCCACCGGCUCAGCCACCGAAGCCCACGGCGGAAUCCCAACCGCCGCCCACC
Messenger RNA from Cucurbita pepo subsp. pepo (vegetable marrow), 546 nucleotides. NCBI's taxonomy places the organism in Eukaryota, Viridiplantae, Streptophyta, Magnoliopsida, Cucurbitales, Cucurbitaceae. The record is from RefSeq and is a predicted model, not a curated record.